AUGGCCUAUGAGUCUCCACGACUAGACGUCCUGGAGACUCAUUUCGCCGACACCAUGAGGCAGAGGUCCACCACCAGCACCUCCAGUCUCGGGAGGGUUCCUGCUCCCGAGGAGGUCAACCUUGAUCCUUUCAUGGCUGAGGAGCUCGUCUUCCAGCUCCGGUGCUCGGAGAACACCGCGCUUGGUAAAGACCGCCUCACUUACUACCACUGGAACGGGGAAGAUACGAAAGGGAAGUUCCCCGCUAUGUUCUCGAAGGCCUGCCUGCUUCGUAAUCACCCUCCAGACAGCUGGAGAACGUCCAGGAUGGUGCUGGCAUUCAAGAAGGACGAAGAGACUGAACCCCUCAACUGGAAGCGCAUUGCUCUUGGCAAUACGGCUGCCGAGCUACAUACCAAGUGCAGCGGCGGGUGGUUGCAGGAACGGCUCAGAACACAAAACAUCCUUUCGCACUGCCAGAAGGGGCUCCUCUCGCACCAUGGCUUCACUGAGCGUAACUAUGCGCUCUAG
Dermacentor albipictus is the source of this 510-nucleotide messenger RNA. The record is from RefSeq and is a predicted model, not a curated record. Lineage: Eukaryota; Metazoa; Arthropoda; Arachnida; Ixodida; Ixodidae.